Molecule: messenger RNA, 1151 nt
Organism: Prorocentrum cordatum
Lineage: Eukaryota; Dinophyceae; Prorocentrales; Prorocentraceae
Source: the annotation of a GenBank genome assembly
AUGGGUCGGGCCCAAGUGCUCUGCGGCGCCUUCGGCGCCUUGUGGCUCCGCUGGCUGCUGGGCGGCAACGUGGUGCAGCGCAUGCUCACAUUGGCCGGCCAGGAGGGGGUGCCAGACCCAGAGCUCGGCUGCGCGCCAGGUGAAGACGUCGAUCUCAUGAUCCGAGAGGCCACCGAGAGCCCCAACGGCCAGGAAAUGGACGCAGAGGCCCCCGAGGAACCCGAGGUCGUCGAGGCGGCCGAGGACUGCAACGCCUCGGCCGAUGCCCCCGAGGGCGAGGGCGAGGCGAAGUCGCCCAGCCCGACUUUGACCCCUGUCAGCGACACCCCGCCGCGCGAGCCCCACCUGCGCCUGCCGAUGGAGGGGCUCGCGCCUCCGUGGGUCGAGCUCAGGCCCUGGUGGAGGGUCAUCUACAAGGCCUCCGAAGGGAGUUACUGCUGGGCGUACACCCAGCCGCCGCCCUUUGGCAUAAGGAUGCGCGAGGUCCUCCAGGGCGAGAUCUUCGGCCCGAUCCUCGAAGUCGGCCAGAACUGGCUGUGGGGGCCUCCACGGCAAGGCCGCGCGGGCUUCUGGCGCGGCAUCGUCGCGGCGACCAUGCGCGGCCCGCCGCGCGGGCCCUUCUUCGAAUUCGCGAACCUCUGGGGCACGCGGGCGCCACCCGGCACGUUGACUCCACGCUGGUUCGCGGAGCCCUGGGCGCCCCCAGGCGCAGGCCAUGGCGGAAGCCCACUGACAGGGCUGCCGCCAGCAGGCGAAGGUGGGCAGCCACCUGAAGAAGGCGGCGGCGAAUGGAGCGCGCAUCUCGAGGACGAGGGGGAUGUGAUCGACGUGCCCUCCGAGAUGGAGCUCGCGUUCCUGGACGGCCUGAAGCCGCGAGAUUUCAGCUUCUGCGGCAGGCGCAACAUGUACUUCUGCGGCAGCAACUGCGUCGGCAUCGCCUGCCUCAAGGCGCGCAAAGAGAACGCUGAGGCGCGCGCGCCCCGCCCGCCUGGCCAGCAGCAGCCCGCGAAGAGGAAACGCACGGGCGACCAGACCUCGCGCCAGGCCUGGAUGGGGGAGAUCCUGGCACGGAAAAAAUCAAUUGACGCGAUGGCGGUGGGCGCAGAGGAGCGGGGCCAGGCAGAGCGCAACUCCAAUGCGGCCGAGGCCCG